Molecule: messenger RNA, 1435 nt
Organism: Piliocolobus tephrosceles (Ugandan red Colobus)
Lineage: Eukaryota; Metazoa; Chordata; Mammalia; Primates; Cercopithecidae
Product: zinc finger protein 669-like
Biological process (GO): regulation of DNA-templated transcription
Source: RefSeq, a predicted model, not a curated record
UACAAUCAGGGGCGCUGGGGUGGGGACCCUUCAAUCAGGCGCGCCGCCGGAAAGGAGAGGGCGGCUUCUGGGAUCUGGCUGGCGGACGCUUUGUCUCGCCUUCGCCACAGUAGGCUGUUCCCGUUAGUCUCAGCUGCUACUUCUUGGCUCUGUGAGGCCCAGGUGGCUCUGCAGCAGCCUCUGCCACCUGUGACCUGCGGGUAUUGGGACAUCCCUAGCUGACGCCAGGACACCCGGAAGCCGAGGAAUGGACUCUGUGGCAUUUGAGGAUGUGGCUGUGAACUUUACCCAGGAGGAAUGGGCUUUGCUAGAUUCUUCUCAGAAGAAUCUCUACCGAGAAGUGAUGCAGGAAACCUGCAGGAACCUGGCUUCUGUAGGAAACAAAUCGAAAGACCAGAAUAUUGAAGAUCACUUCGAAAAACCUGGGAAAGAUAUCAGAAAUCAUGUGGUACAGAGACUGUGUGAAAGCAAAGAAGAUAGUCAGUAUGGACAAGUUGUCAGCCAAAUUCCAAAUCUUGAUCUGAAUGAGAACAUUUCUACUGGAUUAAAACAACAUGAAUGCAGUAUUUGUGGAAAAGUCUUUGUACGUCAUUCCCUCCUUAACAGGCACAUCCUAGCUCACUCAGGAUAUAAAUCAUAUGGAGAGAAGCAAUAUAAAUGUGAACAGUGUGGGAAAUUCUUUAUUUAUGUUCGUGCUAGAAGACACAUGAUAAUGCACAGUGGAAAUAGAGCUUAUAAAUGUACGAUAUGUGGGAAAGCUUUUUAUUUUCUCAAUUCAGUUGAAAGAUAUCAGAGAACUCACACAGGAAAAAAACCCUAUAAAUGUAAACAAUGUGGUAAAGCGUUCACUGUUUCCGGUUCUUGUCUAAUACAUGAACGAACUCACACUGGAGAGAAACCCUACAAAUGUAAGGAAUGUGGGAAAACAUUCAGAUUUUCUUAUUCUUUUAAGACGCAUGAAAGGACUCACACUGGAAAAAGACCCUAUAAAUGUACCACAUGUGAUAAAGCCUUCAGCUGUUCCACUUCCCUUUGUGACCAUGGAAGCAUUCAUACUGGAGAGAGACCCUAUGAACGUAAACAAUGUGGCAAAGCCUUUAGUCAUUUGAGUUCCCUUUGUAACCAUAGAACUACUAAUACUGGAGAGAAACCCUAUGAAUGUAAACAAUGUGACCAAGCCUUCAGUUGCCUCAGUUCCCUUCACCUCCACGAAAGAAUUCAUACUGGAGAAAAACCCUAUGAAUGUAAGAGAUGCGGAAAAGCCUACACUCGUUCUGGUCACCUUACUCGCCAUGAAAGAAGUCAUGAUAUAGAGGCUGGAUGUGGUGACUCAGCCUCUAAUCCCAGCACUUUGGGAGGCCAAGGUGUGUGUAUUGCUUGAGCCCAGGAGUUCGUAACCAGCCUGGAUUAAAACAAUGUGAAACAACCUGGGCAA